AUGACGCGAGACGCCACUCGGCCACUCGACGCUGGGCCCGGCCCCCAUCACAUCCAUCACGAUGUUGAAACCGAUCUACUGGCUGGGCUCUGGGAGACUGCUCCUUUUGCUCGUCUACCCUGGGAUGCGCCGCCCGAGUUGAAAGAGUUGGUCGAGGACAUACAAAACCCGCGCAGGGUCUAUGCCAUACAUCAGGCCAGUCGCCGGCAUGGCUUCCAGCAGCUGGUCGAGAAGUUUAUCGUUCAACUACGGGACGGAUGCGGCUCCAACUAUUGCAGCACCCCGACUUGUUUCUCCUUUCGAAAGCGGAGUGUUGGACGCAUACCAAUACGGCGGUACAAUGUCACGAGCGCAAGGGUCCUGGCUGUCUACAUGGCUGGCCAGGACAAUCCAGAAAAUGCCCUGUGUCCAGCCCUCAGGAGUCCCAAGAUGCCUCCCGCUGCCUUAGACUCCCUCAUCUUCUACCGGAAACCCAGCCUACAGCAUACCGAAGAGAGAACACGGCCGCCCGGGAAAGGCCGCACUACGGCAGAUAAAGAAGGGCAAUCCAAGAGCCGGCAAGUUCGGGUAAAGGCCAAAGUUCAGGUGCAUUCGAGUUCGAGGGAGUCGAGCGCUGGGAAGGAGAGGAACACGCCCGCUUCACCCCAAGAGACGCCGGCCGCCUAUGACGGCCCUAAAUUCGAGGUCACCGAGAGGCAUACCGGCAAAGACUACCGGUCCUUCGCAGCAAAUAUGUUCGGUACCGUGGCUUUCAAAAUGCUGGAGUGGUUGACACCCAAUGCGCUCGACGAUAUGCACGAGACGGCCUGUGAUCUGGAGAAGGACAACCGCGAGGAGGACUUCAGGACCCCAAAACCUCGUCGGAGGAAGUCGUCUCCUCGACCAGAGUCACCUCGUCAGGAUUCGCCACCAGCCUCGCCCAAGGAGCAUGAUGCCAAUGAUUUCUCCAUUGCCGAAGAGGCCACUGCCGAAGUCAAGCCAUUGAAUGGCAAGGCGGAGAUUGAGCAACGCGAGAAAGAGAACGAGCCGCUUGUGAAUGGGAAUGGGCCAGUGUCCACUCGCAGGCCUGGAAGUGUACGCCGCAAUUCUAAUGCCAGGGUACGCACCAACUCGGCCACCAAGCCGAAGCGAAAACUGUCAUUGGACACCUAUCCUCCUGAUCUGGUUUCUGAUGAGCCGGUAAAUGGGCUUAAGUCACCGCGCUUGCCAGGGUUCCAGGCGGAGAAGAACAGCAGGUCUUGCAAGACAACAACCUCUACCUUCUCCCGGCCACCGCCUCAGGCGGCAUCAGCAGACUACCUGGCAAGGACUCGUAUAGAGGAGUCCUCGCCUGCGCCACCUCAGGACAGGAACAAGCCUGAUACAACGCAAAUAGACGAGGGUCUGGGGCAACGAGGAGCGGCUGCUCAAGAAUCUGAUCAUCAAAGCACCCCCUCGGAAAUCUCAGCGAGCGAUUAUUCCAUGGCGCCACCCGACGGUGAUACCGAGGUUACGUACGAUUCGUUCCUUCCGCAGGCCAUCUCGCGUCUGAACGUCGACGUUGUUGACUUCGUCUGCGAUGUGCUACAAGAUGAUGGCACACGCGAGCAACAUCUACUAGAGCCGGCAGAGGUGCCAAAAUCGCUCGCAGCCACGACAACGAAGCGAGUCAGUAAAUUAAAGAGAAGACAUAAAUCCAGGAGAUGCUCCUACCCCGCGGAUCUCAAGAAGGAAUGGAAGUUGUUCAUCGAACAGAGCCUCUUUUAUACGCUCAGCGACCCUCACGCUCUCAUUCACUCAUUCACACACAAAGGCGAACUUAUCGACUCCCAGGCGCUCUGGUAUUGCAUGCUCCGGAUGACAAGAGUUGCGCCUACCCUGGUCUACCACUGUCUCUGGCUGUCCGCCGCGCACCUCUUUGCGCCCCCUAAAUCCGUCCAAUCCCUUCGGUCGCCCACUGCCAGACUCUUCCCAAAACAGGAAGUCUCGUUGUCCAAUGCUGAAGCAGGACGUCUGAUGUCCAUAUGUCUUCACGCUCUGAUUGCCGCGGCACCCAUGGUGUCGGAGAAAUCUCAGCUCACAGAGAUGUCGCGAUUGCGAUCACAAGGACUGAGCUUGGCAGCGAGUGGUAGUCAACCUGCGGAACUUUGUCUGCAAUAUGACGACGCAUUUUCCCACGACUUAGCAAUGAGGCUGGCGAGAAGGCUUCUGUCCGCUAUUACGGCGCGGAGGUACUUCGACGAUAUGCUCAGCCAAGAGACCCCCUUCGGUGACGCUAGUGAGGGCGAGCCAGAUGUUCUGGCACCCCUGUUCACGCAACUCGAUGCCCUUAGUGUGAGCAACGAGGAAGGCCUUCACGAAACGCGCAUGUCGACAUUGCUACUUGAUUGGGCACGAGCUGUCAUGUUCUACGAGUGGGACGGAAGCCCAGAAGUCCCAGAAGAUGGCCCGUUUGGUGGUGCCCUUGCAUUGACAGAUGCCAUCAACAAGAAGAGCCAGGCCCUACGGAUCACCCACAAACAGCUUCUUGCCGAUUACUUUUCGGAGCGACUUGACAACGUCGAUAUGCCUGUUGCAUGGUUAUCUUUCACAUCCACCAGACAGAAGGGUCAUUUACUGGACCAUCCCUAUAUUUUCAACCCGGACACUCUCGUGUCCUACUUUCGUGCUAUUAACUUUUCGAGAAUGAGCCAUGUCUAUGAAGAGGCAGCCUCACUGCAGAACCGACUGGAUCGUCUCUUUGAGCAGGCAACGCUGAUCGUGAAUCGGCACCACAAAACCGUGCUGCAAGAUCUUCUCCGCACCGCAAGGUCGAGAUACCUGAUCCUAGAUAUUGGUCGGAAAACGGUACUACGGGAUGCCUUUGACCAACUCUGGCGCCGUGAGGAGAGGGAGUUGCUCAGACCACUGAAAGUGCAUCUAGGCGAGGACUCGGGCGAGGAGGGAUUCGAUUCGGGUGGCGUUCAGCAAGAAUUCUUCCGCCUUGCCAUAGCCGAGGCUCUAAAUCCUGAUUACGGCGCGUUCACCAUCGAUGAGCGGAAUAGGAUGGCAUGGUUCCAACCUGGGUCGACAGAGCCGGACUGGAAAUUCGAACUCGUGGGGCUGCUUGUCGGUCUAGCCGUGUACAACGGUCUUACCCUACCCGUCAGCUUCCCUAAGGCUCUUUAUCGCAAGCUCCUCGGUGAGCCGGUCACAGACAUCCACCACAUUAAUGACGGAUGGCCGCAGAUAGCCAGUAGCUUGACAGAGCUUCUGGAAUGGGACGAGUCAAAUGGUGCGGUUGAGGACAUAUUCGCUGUCACCUACGAAUUCUCCGCCAACAUGCUCAACGAGCAUGUCUCGAGGGAAAUGCACUCUCUCACUCCUGGAUCGCAAACCCCUUCCGACCAUGAAUGGCCUCAGUUCCCUCCUUCAAGCAACAUUGGCAACCAACAGCGAGACUGGACAUUAUCCUGCGAGAACCCUGAGGACGCACCUUUUGUUACUGACGCAAACCGUAAUGCUUACGUUUCCGAUUACAUCCGCUACAUGACGGACGUCUCGGUCCGCCCGCAGUACGAAGCUUUUGCGAAGGGGUUCCGCUCAAUUCUACACCCCAAAUCACUCACCCUCCUCAGCCCAGAGCUUCUACAGAACCUUGUCGAGGGCCAGCAAGAGAUCGAUGUCAGCGAGCUCCGCCGCGCUGCACGGUACGUUGGCUACUCCUCCGCCUCGAGGACGAUUAAGGACUUCUGGAAGAUUGUCAGGGAGUACGAUGACCAGAUGAAGCGCAAGCUGCUCGAGUUCGUCACCGCGAGCGACAGGGUGCCAGUCGGGGGUGUCAAGAACAUCCAGUUCGUAGUACAGAAGAACGGCGAGGAGGACGGCCACGACGGCCACUUGCCCACGGCAUACACCUGCUAUGGCACCCUCCUGCUGCCCGAGUACCGGGACCGGGAGGUCUUGAAGGAGAGGUUGAGCAUGGCGUUGGAGAACGCCCAGGGUUUCGGGUUUGCUUGA
Diaporthe amygdali is the source of this 3978-nucleotide messenger RNA. RefSeq lists its product as uncharacterized. Gene Ontology annotation, molecular function: ubiquitin protein ligase activity. Bases 1 to 3978 code for a protein of 1325 amino acids. NCBI's taxonomy places the organism in Eukaryota, Fungi, Ascomycota, Sordariomycetes, Diaporthales, Diaporthaceae. The record is from RefSeq and is a predicted model, not a curated record. Gene Ontology annotation, biological process: protein polyubiquitination. The transcript has 2 exons.